AUACAAGUCAUCGAGUUCGACUUCAAUGUCUGUGGGAAUAAAGUCUGAUGGAAUAACGGAAAUAAUGGUCAACGGAGGAGGAAAAUCAAUUCAAUCAAAUUUUGUAAGGAAUUAUGAGUGGCAAAAUAUCAUAAUCACGUGGUCAAAUAGCGACGGGAAUGUUGUCCUUUAUAAAAAUGGAKCAGAGCAAUCACGUGAAUCAGGUAUGCAGRAUGGGAUAGUUAAGGCUGGCGGGACAAUGUAUAUUGGUCAGAAGCAUCAAACAGAAGGUUUUGAUGGAGAUAUGGUUAUUCAUGGUAGCAUCACAGAUCUUGAGAUGUGGACCCUAAGAUUCGACGCUAAACAGGCACAAGUAGCGUACAGCAAAUUUGAAUGUAAUUCUGCAACCAAUUUCAUGGCAGGAGACAUUCUUUCCUGGCAAAAGGUUCUGAACUCAACUUUUAGUGGAGACGUGACCAAAAGCUGCCUUUCUUCGUGUCCUCUUUAGAUUAUUCAAACAUUAUGAGUACAUUUUCACCAGCAGCAAUUCCAAUGAAUGUACACAAUAAACCUGGGAUCAAUGGCAAUUGUUAAAAAUUCCUGUUUUUUUUCUAAUUUCAUUUCAAAAAAAUAUGCAGAAAUAUGAUUGGUACAUUUAAUUGAAUACUGGACCACAGAUUGCAUGAAGCAAUAGCCAAUGUCUAGAAAUAUGCCAUUUUAAAGAAAAUAUACAAAUCAUUAUGACUCUAUAAUGUAGUGUAAAGGUCUAUCUCCAGCCAUCAUCCAAUGCGGUUGUAGCUCUAGUUAAAAUUUUCGAAAAAUCAGAAAACGUGUUUAUGAUAUCUUUCCAUCCAUCAGUUUUACAAGAGAAKCUUAGGGACUGUUCAUUAAAUAUGCCUCAAGGUGGYCUGGAGGAARAGUMAARAAAAMCUUGGGAAAAUUUGCAGCCCCCUUACUCUAUCACAAUAUUUUUUCGAGCCACCCCUCCUUCUUACAUCGAGCAAAACUAGCCCCUCCCCCUUAAUCUUAAUAGCUAAUCUUUAAACUAUAAAAGGAGUCACAAAAUUAAUGAACGGUCCCUUACAGUAUCCCAUUCAUAAGGCAUAGAUAGAUAAGAAAGAAUAGGUUUCCUGACAUUAUGAUUCAUUUCUAAUUUUCACCUUAAGUUAUACAWAUACAGUUUUUGUAUUGCAUAAGCACACACUAACUUAUAGUUUAAGGGUUAACCCUAUCGAAACAUUGCAGAACUGAAAAAAUGUUUUUGAACUAGCCAGGAGACUCCACUUUUAAUGGAAUUCUGAGAUUGUAUAUGUUUAGGCAUUUUAAUCACCCAKAAUGUUAACAAAGCCAUCAAUAGUAUAAUAGACUGCCUGAAAUUCACAGACGGGUGAAAAUGACUCUAWAUAAAACUAUCAAGUUGACAYAAUCUUAUGUAUUUACUAUUUUAUGCCGACACAGCAGAAUUUUUUUACAAUAAUGCUCCUGACUGAUUCUGGAUUAAAAUAAUCGUCAACACAGACACAUCGGAUAAAUACUUAAUAUCAUMAAUAUAUCAAUAUCAAUUAUACGUGCCAUUUUGUUGCUCAAUAAACGAGARAAACUUSCACUUUUGCAAAAAGUUCACUGUGCAAAUACAUUCAAAACAAWUUUUGUGAGAUGUACGUGCUAUGUUUCUAGCUCUCACUGAUCAACGCAUUGUGUUUGUGCCUGCCGUCAUCAA
Exaiptasia diaphana is the source of this 1699-nucleotide messenger RNA. RefSeq lists its product as uncharacterized. Bases 26 to 487 code for a protein of 153 amino acids. The record is from RefSeq and is a predicted model, not a curated record. NCBI's taxonomy places the organism in Eukaryota, Metazoa, Cnidaria, Anthozoa, Actiniaria, Aiptasiidae. The transcript has 2 exons.